Messenger RNA from Fopius arisanus, 2212 nucleotides. It is a transcript of the gene Oseg5, whose product is annotated as intraflagellar transport protein Oseg5. Gene Ontology annotation, biological process: cilium assembly. NCBI's taxonomy places the organism in Eukaryota, Metazoa, Arthropoda, Insecta, Hymenoptera, Braconidae. Gene Ontology annotation, cellular component: cilium; intraciliary transport particle B; centrosome. Gene Ontology annotation, molecular function: protein binding. The record is from RefSeq and is a predicted model, not a curated record.
AAAAAGAAUCCCCAAUGAAGGUGAAACGUAAAAACUAUUCAGUCAAUCGAGCCAUCUCUGUCUGAGGUAGUCCUGUUAUUAUUUUCUCUGUUAAUUUUCCAUUUUCAAAAUGCGAUUCAAAAUUGCAAAGUGGAACAACAUCAACGGACACAAGAAAAUAGUGACAUGUGCUGCUUGGAAUUCAUCAGAAGAAAUCUACUCCGCGGGAGAGGAUCACCUGCUGAUCUGCUGGCACCUGGAAGGAGGCACAGCUCAUCCCUCGACAGUGGUGGAAUUCCCCAAUGACUUCAAUCCAACCGACAUGCAGUGGCAUCCGCGUUCCAUCCAGAACGUGGGAAGCAGCAAGAUGAAGCAGUCCCUGGACAUGCUGCUGAUAACGACAGCAGAUGGAAAAUUCCACUUGGUGAACAAAAACGGACGAAUCGAGAAGAGCGUUGAUGCCCACAAGGGUGCAACCCUUUCCGGCAAAUGGAGCUUCGAUGGCUCAGCAUUGCUGACAAGUGGAGAAGAUGGAAGCAUUAAAAUCUGGUCUCGAAGUGGAAUGCUGCGGUCGACAAUGGUCCGAGGCUCAUUACCAGUAUUGGCCGUCAGCUGGAGUCCAGAUUGCUCCAUGAUCCUCUUCUCCCAAGGCUCCCAACUUGCCAUUCAAUCCUUAAACUCCAAUUCAAAGCCUCGGAAGUGGUUUGCACACGAGGGUUUAGUCCUCGUCGUCUCCUGGAAUCGUAGUAAUGGAUUAAUCGUAUCAGGAGGUGAAGAUUGUCGGUACAAACUCUGGGACAGCAGUGGAAAUCAAUUGUAUAGUAGUGGAGUUGCUGAGUAUCCAAUCACAUCAGUUAAUUGGGCACUAAAUGGCAAUUACUUCGCUGUUGGAUCGUAUAAUACUGUUAAGCUCUGUGAUAAGACUGGGUGGUCUUACUCGUUAGAGAAAAUUAACGCCGGAAGUAUUUACUCCAUUGCUUGGUCCAACGACAGCACUCAAGUUGCUAUGGCUUGUGGCAAUGGAUGUGUACUAACUGCUCAUGUAAUUGAUAAGAGGAUUGAGUGGAGUAAUUAUGAAGCGACAUUGAUCAGGAGGAAGACUAUUGAGGUGCGGGAGUCUGAUUUUUAUGAUUUUUCCAGGCACUUUAUACUCGUCGAAUGGAAUUCUCUGACACUUUAUAGUUAUCAAGGACGAUUGCUGAGUGUUCCAAAAUGGAAAGGAAUGAGUCAAGAGCCCCUGUAUCCUCCCUGCAUCGCCCUUUGCUCUGAUACUCUAGUGGUGAGGGACCAGAGUAAUGAAAAAUUACUUCACAUCCUAGAGAUCUCCAGUAAUAAACCUGCAGUGGAGGCUCAACCCCAUCUGCAUGGUAAUAACAUAGCUGAAAUUGCUAUUAAUUGCAUGGGGGGAUUGAAUGAUCGACAGCUAGCUUUUAUCGAUGUAAAUCGAGAUCUGUAUCUUGUGACUGUGAGAACAAGUGGAUUUGGACGAGUUUGCAAAAUAGGUGAGCUACGAUUUACUGAAUAUAAUUGCUACAGAUUUUAUGUAUCGAAUAAAUUGUUUGUGUAUAUGGGGCAUAUACAUAUGUAAUGUAUAUAGACGCUCCUGAAAUUCUUGACUAAAAAAAUGACUGAAAUUUGCUUUUUCCCUGGAAUAUUUAGUGAAUAUGGAAAACAGCCGAGUAUCGUAAGCGUUCAGAAUGGAAUGGUAACAGUUCGACGUGGAGAUGGUGCUCUGGUGGCUACAGCAUUCUACACAUUUUUCACGAGUUUACAUAAACAUAUUACGAGAGAUAAAUGGCAAGAGGGUCUUUCAUUAUGUAGAAUUGCCCAGAACGAGAUUCUGUGGACUUGUAUGGCAGUUAUGGCGACAGAAGGUAAACAAUUAGAAGCUGCUGAGGAGUCAUAUGCUGCUAUUGAGAGGUAUGACAAAGUGGAUUACAUCCAGAGGGUUAAGAAAUUACCGAAUAAAACAGAGAAAUUGGCUGAGAUGUCACUCCUGGCUGGGGAUUUGCUGGGGGCAGAGGGGAUUCUUCUGCAGAAUGGACUCAUCAGUGAAGCCAUUCGCAUCAAUAUCCAGAUGUAUAAUUGGAAUAGAGCGCUGGAGUUGGCUGUAAGGCAUAAGAAACUUGUGGAAGACGUCCUAGAAGCUAGAAGCAAGUACCUGAAGGUAUUAGAGAAGGCGGAAACGAGUCCCAGUUAUCUGGCGUUGAUGAGUAAUAAAACAAAACAUGAG